AUGACGAAUGAAACUGACGUCGUCGCUUUACAUCCUGGUCACAUAUCUGUGAAGACCCCUUCGACUCCCCUUGCCAGGGAUAGGCCAUCUGACCAUGCAUCACGGCAGCCGAGAAAGGGGCAUCGGACCGUGUCCUUUUCUUCCUCUACUCCUCCCUCUCGAAUCAGGAAACACAAUAACCCUAAAGCCUCCCGGCCUAAAGUGUCGUCGAAGUUGUCAUCGUCAUUGACUCAGCCUCGACAAAAAAGACAAGGCACAGCUACCGAAGUCGCUACUGUGAGCUCUACCAUCCCCGGCUUGUUAGAAGGAGAACCCGCCGUAUUUAGGGACCAGAUCCCCAGCACUGGGGUAGACUAUACCUUUGUACCGGAUUACGGUGGGGAGCUGGUUGUGCCAGGUACAAACCCCGAACCCAGAGACCACUAUACCCUGUCUCCUCCCCUUCCACUGGGACCGGACGUGUACAACAGGCCUUUCGAUAAUCCGGCUCCGUCAACCUUUGGCAACUUGUCAUGGUCGUCGUUCCACUCACCAGACCCCUAUCUGCCACCCUAUGGAUACACACUGAACAAUCAUCUGUUCAAUUACCCAGAUAGGGCAUAUGGUCCCCAUCAUUUGACUACCCCAUUCAACUUUGCAAGCACGCCAAAUAUGUUCCUUCCACGCGGGAUAAUCCCCCUCCCAGAAAGAACACGACGACGCACUGAGCCGAGUCCUGGUUUUUCGGUGGGGCCAGAGGAAGAAGACAUUCGACAAAACUGGUGCGUCGUGGAUAAGGGGGACGCCACCCUUAGCCACUAUGCUGACGACGACAACGAUGACGAUGGUGACGAUUACGACGAUGACGACGAUGACGACGAUGACGAUGAUGACGACGACGACGACGACGAUGAUGAUGACGAAGGUGAGAAUAACGACAACGACUCUGAGCAACUCUCCGAAGACUCGGAUGGUGAUAUUCGUGCCCUUCACCAAGUUGAUUCAUGGGAACACAUUCCCCGCGGAAUAGAUGAAGCCAUAGGCGAGGAACACGGUUCGCUAUCGCAGCUUGGGAAGCGGUCUCGGUCUCGGUUAAACGCGGAGGACCGCGAGGCGACGGGGAAAACCCGGAAAAUGAAGUGUCGCCCAGCUCUCGAAGAUCCUGAGGGGAAAAUCUGCUUAACAUGCCGUGGGAUUAAUCCGGAUUCGAAAAAGGUCAUCCAUAGGGUUCAAUGUGUCCGGUAUAAGCUCGCCGAAAUAGUCCUCUUCCGCCAGGGCGGCCUGAAUCUGACGAAGAGGUGGGAGGGGGUCAAGAUGAAAGACCUCGGGCCGCGGGAUUGGGUGGAAGAAAAGCUGCGCACGAUAAAGCUUGUUCUUUCCUGUCAAAAGAAGCCAUUUGAGUUGAUCGUGCGGAAGUUUAGACCCAUCGACGGGGAUAUCAACCAAAAACAUUGGAUCGAUUCGAAAGGGAACAAACAGACGAUCGAACUUGAACCGUUUGCCCUCGCGAGUAUCUGGAAGACCGCUUCAGCUUACGUAUCAUACGUUUUCAAUUAUGCAAACGAGGCACUAGAUGAGUACAGUGAGAAUCCAAACGUGGAUCCCAUAGUGCGAGCAACGUACAAGGCUGCGAUUGGUAUCUGGCUAUCUGGUCAGCGAGCCUUUGCAAAAGCUAAUUCGAGAAUUCGCUCCUCUAGCUUGGAAUACGCAAAUAGACUUCGAACACAACCGUGCCAACCAAUGGGAGACGAUGUAAACCCCGCCUACUUCCUCGUCCAGUUGUUUAGCUUGUGGUUUGCCACCAGAAACACUCUUGGAUCAGCAUACAUCGAUAUAGAAGGCGAAGAGGGAGAGACACUUGACAUGUACCCAGUCAAAGACCAUGAGAGUCCUUACUAUGGAAUAAUACCAGUACCACGGAUGAUACCGGCGCAGUUUGACUCACUAGGACACGAGAAGCUGCUCGCACCGCUGAGAAAAUAUGUGCUUGAGGGACUCUGGAAGAUGAUGUCAAGCAAGAAUCCGCAACACUUUUUUACUGUAUAUCUCACAGUGUUUGUCUUGCUUCACGAGGUCUCGGCUACUUCAGCCGAUAGGCAUCGUCGUGCCAAAGACAACAAGUACGAACACCAGAGAUAUGACCUUGCAUCGUUUGUUGAGUACCUUCAAGAAGGAGCUAACAUUGUCCUCCACCAUUGGCAUUAUUACAAACGGGAUAUGGAUACUAUUAGAGCGAACAUGUUGACGGCGUCUGAGGAUAAGAAGAAGGUUAUCUGGGGAGAACUCGAGCCCCACGAGGCACGUCUCAUUGCCCAAACGCGCGAGGAAUGUAGGAUCAGAGCUGAAAGCAUGCAGUCCAGCUAUCAUUGGGAAGAUGAUCUGUACUUUGUGUCGCAGAUGUUUACGGAAUGCUGGGAACCGAAACCAACAUUCAGCCGAUGA
Messenger RNA from Hypoxylon fragiforme, 2421 nucleotides. RefSeq lists its product as uncharacterized. The transcript is spliced from 7 exons. Lineage: Eukaryota; Fungi; Ascomycota; Sordariomycetes; Xylariales; Hypoxylaceae. The coding region runs from base 1 to 2421 and encodes 806 amino acids. The record is from RefSeq and is a predicted model, not a curated record.